Nicotiana tabacum (common tobacco) is the source of this 3948-nucleotide messenger RNA. Lineage: Eukaryota; Viridiplantae; Streptophyta; Magnoliopsida; Solanales; Solanaceae. The record is from RefSeq and is a predicted model, not a curated record.
AUGAAAGAACUCGGCAUCUCAACUGAAGAACUUUCUGAAAGCCGACUGAUGAUUCAAGGAUUCAAUCAAAGAGGACAAAGGGCCGUAGGAGCUAUCAAGCUGGAAAUCGCCAUGGGAGAUAUGCAAUCAACUGCAUGGAUGCAUGUGAUCGAUAUAAAGACUUCAUACAAUUUGUUGCUUGGCAGGCCGUGGAUACACAAGAACAAAGUUGUCCCAUCAACUUACUACCAAUGUUUGAAAUAUAAUAAAGAUGGAGUCGAAAAUAAGAUAGUUGCUGAUGACAAGCCGUUCUAUGAAGCCGAGGCAUACUUCGCUGAUACAAAGUUCUACUUGAAGAACCACAUCAUGAAGGGAGUAAAAGUUGAUGACAUCACGAAGGCCAAAGGCAUGAAAAUAGCUCAUUUAUUUCGUUACGUCCCAAAAGUGAAGAAAGAUGAAGGAGAAUCAUCAAGCCUCCAAAAAGGUGCACUAAGAGAAUUAACCCUUCCUAUCAAGCAGAUUGAUACCAUAAAGUUAUCUUCAAAGCUACUGGAAAAUUUUGUGGCCCCUAACAUGCCUCAAAAUAAGGCACUCCCUACGAAACGCACAAAUGAAGGUUUUGAUCUGAAUGCUUACAGGUUGUUCGCAAAGGCUGGAUAUGAUCCCAAUGAACCAUCUAAGUUAGGGAAGCUCCCACCUGAAGCUACUAGGAAAGCAAACACGAUGAAGGAUAAUGAGCGUGCGCAAUACACUUCAUCCCUAAGGAAAUUUGACGAAUAUUUGGGAAAUGCCUCUUGGUGUGGCCAUAUAUCUUUUAAUGAUGGUGAUCCUCAAAAAGACGAAGAUGUCGAGGAUGCUCCUGCGGAACUAGAAGAAGGAAUUAAAAUGACUGUUGAUGCAUUGAAAGAAGUCAACCUUGGCACUGCAGAAGACUCCAAGCCCACCUAUGUAAGUGCCCAAUUAACCACAGAUGAAGAAAACACUUAUGUGGAGCUACUCAAAGAAUAUAGAGAUGUCUUUGCUUGGAGCUACAAAGAGAUGCCUGGUUUAGAUCCUAAGGUAGCAGUUCAUCAUCUCGCAGUCAAGAAAGGAGCUCGUCCUGUUAAGCAAGCCCAAAGACGCUUCAGGCCAGAAUUGAUCCCAUCAAUCGAAGCCGAGGUCAAUAAACUCAUCGAAGCUGGUUUCAUUCGGGAGGUUAAAUAUCCUUCAUGGAUUUCAAGCAUUGUUCCUGUGAAGAAGAAGAAUGGCCAAAUUCGAGUUUGUGUCGAUUUUAGAGACCUCAAUAAUGCAUGCCCUAAGGACGAAUUUUCGCUCCCCAUUCCAGAGCUUAUGAUUGAUGCCACCACCGGAUAUGAGACGAUGUCUUUCAUGGAUGGAUCAUCUGGCUACAAUCAAAUACGUAUGGCACCAGAAGAUGAAGAGCUUACUGCGUUUCGCACUCCUAAAGGCAUUUAUUGCUACAAAGUAAUGCCUUUUGGCUUGAAGAAUGUUGGCGCCACAUAUCAAAGGGCAAUGCAGAAUAUCUUUGACGACAUCCUCCACAAGAAUGUGGAAUGCUAUGUGGAUGAUUUAGUGGUGAAAUCAAGAAAGAGAGGAGACCACUUACAAGACUUAAGAAUGGUGUUCGAACAACUCCGGAGAUAUCAACUCAGAAUGAACCCGUUGAAAUGUGCAUUUGGAGUUACUUCUGGAAAAUUCCUUGGCUUCAUUGUUCGACAUCGAGGGAUUGAGAUAGAUCAAGCCAAAAAAGGAGCUCGUCCUGUUAAGCAAGCCCAAAGACGCUUCAGGCCAGAAUUGAUCCCAUCAAUUGAAGCCGAGGUCAAUAAACUCAUCGAAGCUGGUUUCAUUCGGGAGGUUAAAUAUCCUUCAUGGAUUUCAAGCAUUGUUCCUGUGAAGAAGAAGAAUGGCCAAAUUCGAAUUGCAGCCCAAGAAAGGUCAGUAGGAGCCCUUUUGGCCCAGGAAAAUGGUGAAACGAAAGAAAAUUACCUCUACUACUUGAGUAGGAUGAUGACCCCAAAUGAGCUAAAGUAUUCUCCGAUCGAAAAGUUAUGUUUGGCAUUGGUUUUCGCAAUUCAAAAGGCUCUCAUCUCAAGGGCGAACCCGAUCAAGUUUGUUAUGUCAAAACCCGUCCUCAAUGAUCGAUUAGCAAGGUGGUAUCUCCAAUUUCAACAAUUCGAGAUUGUGUAUAUCCCACAAAAAGCUGUGAAAGGACAAGCUUUGGCAGAUUUCUUGGCAGAUCAUCCAAUUCUUGAUGAUUGGAAGUUGACUGAUGAACUACCUGAUGAGGAUGCGAUGGUCAUCGAAGUGAAACCACCGUGGAAAAUGUAUUUUGAUGGUGCCGCACAUUGUGAGGGAGCUGGUGCAGGUGUUGUGUUUGUCACUUCUCAAGGGGAAGUCUUGCCAUAUUCCUUCACCUUAACACAACAUUGCACCAACAACGUUGCGGAAUAUCAAGCACUCAUACUUGGGCUUGAGAUGGCCAUUGAUAUGAGACAACUCCAAUUACAUAUUUUUGGAGACUCUGAGUUAGUGAUCAAUCAAUUGCUAGGUAGCUACGAGGUCAAAAAGCUAGAAUUGCGUCGUUAUUAUGAUUAUGCACAGAAAUUGAUUGGAUGGAUUGGCAAUGUAACUCUUCAGCAUGUGCCAAGGAAGGAAAAUAAGAAGGCUGACGCCCUAGCUACUUUAGCUUCAACAUUGACUCUGCUCGGCCAGAAACAAAUCACUAUCUGCCAAAAAUGGAUAGUACCGCCAGAUGAGAACGAGGAUGAAGAAAGCAAGCUCGAGUGUUUGGUAGCCGUCGCUGAAGCUGUGAAGGUUGAUUGGCGACAAACCAUGAUUGACUACUUAUGUUAUGGGAUACUUCCAGAAGAUCCAAUAAGAAAGACCGAAAUUCGUUGGCGUGCCCCUCGCUUCCUUUACUACAAAGACACUUUGUAUCGAAGAUCAUUUGAGGGAGUUAUCUUACGUUGUUUAGGGGAAGAUGAAGCAACUCAAGCUAUGCAAGAGGCACACUCUGGAGUUUGUGGAUCACAUCAAUCCGGGCCGAAGCUCCACUUCCACAUUAAGAGGAUGGGUUACUAUUGGCCGACAAUGGUGAAAGAUUGCUUAGAUUAUGCUCGGAGAUAUAUUGUUGGACCACUUCCAAAAUCUUCUGGAGGACAUCUAUACAUCUUGGCCGCAACUGAUUAUUUCUCAAAAUGGGCAGAGGCCGUUGCUCUCAAGGAAGUGAAGAAAGAGAAUGUUGCAAACUUCAUUCGAGUGAACAUCAUAUAUCAUUUCGGCAUUCCUAGUUAUAUAAUCACAGAUAAUGGCAAACCGUUCGAUAACAAAUUGAUGAUCAAGAUCUGUGAACUUUUUGGCUUCAAGCAACGUAAUUCGUCAAUGUAUUAUGCUGCUGCAAAUGGACUAGCCGAAGCAUUUAACAAGACGCUUUGCAACUUGUUAAAGAAGGUCGUCUCCAAGUCUAAAAGAGAUUGGCAUGACAGAAUGGAAGAAGCUUUGUGGGCAUAUCGUACGACUCAUCGCACGUCGACACAAGCAACUCCUUAUUCUCUUGUUUAUGGAGUCGAAGGAGUUCUUCCUGUUGAGCGUCAAAUACCGUCCUUGCGACUCGCUGUCCAAGAAGGUCUUAUUGAGGAAGAAAACGCUCGCCUACGCCUUGAAGAACUUGAAUCCCUUGAUGAAAAAAGGCUAGAAGCUCAACAAAGUCUUGAAUGUUAUCAAGCUCGACUUUCUCGUGCUUUCAACAAAAAGGUUCGCUUGAGGUCCUUCCAAGUUGGCCAUCAAGUUCUUGCAGUAAGAAGACCUAUUAUCACCUCUCGCAAAUCUGGGGGCAAAUUCACUUCAAAGUGGGAUGGUCCAUAUGUUGUGCAAGAAGCCUAUUCAAGUGGAGCUUACAAGUUAGUUGAUGCAGAUGGCAUGAGAAUUGGCCCUAUCAAUGGGAAAUUUUUGAAGAGGUACUAUCCUUGA